AUGUAUGGUAAUAUAAUAAUGAUCAUACCCGUUGCAGGCAUACGCCGUGAAAUGAUGAUGCUUCGGAUAAAGAAUGGUCAAAUCUUCACGAUUUGUCGACGUCGACUGUCACUGUCCCCGGUACAACGACGAGAAGAAAUCGACUACAACGAUCCGAAGCAAGUGGCACUUCAUAAGCUUUAUCGGCCUGAAAGGGUGACACCAAAGGAAAAAGGCUACGAUCUACUGAAAAAUGCUAGGUUAAAUAAGGGAAUGGCGUUCUCCCUCUACGAACGGCAUUAUCUUGGAAUUCACGGUCUCCUCCCGCCGGCAUUCAUGACGGAAGAACAGCAAGCCUACCGUGUUAUGACGAAACUUCGAGAAACAAACGACAAUCUAUCCAAGUAUAUACAACUGGACGAGUUACAAGACCGCACUGAGAAACUCUAUUAUCGGGUUCUUUGUGACAAUGUCAAAGAGCUGAUGCCAAUAGUAUACACACCAACUGUUGGGCUGGCUUGCCAAAAAUUCGGAGCUAUCUAUCGUCAUCCGAAGUGGGUCAAAACUCUUUUCUCGUUUGCGUUAUCUUUGCUUUGCAUGGGCGCUACU
This is a messenger RNA of Cooperia oncophora, 588 nucleotides long. Lineage: Eukaryota; Metazoa; Nematoda; Chromadorea; Rhabditida; Trichostrongylidae. The record is from the annotation of a GenBank genome assembly.